CUUUUUCAUUGAUCGUCAUUGUUUGAUUUUUGGCUGAACUUCCAUUACAAAUCCCGCCGCAUACACACCACAUCCCAUAUCCCGGUCUUCAUAUCAACCAAACAACCCCACCAAAAAAAUACCGUAGAUUAUUGCUGUUUUUCAGCCUUCUUGAUUCCUUGCCUGCUGGCUGGCUGCCCCCCCCCCCUCACAACGACGAUGGACGCGUUCAGCAGCGACGAUCCGUUCAUCGACCAUCUCCUCGAGCUGGCGUUUGGCGUGGACACGUUCGCUCUGCUCGACCCGAGCGAGAUGCACAUUCUGAGCGCGCCGUCGCUCUUCCCGACCAUGCACCCGUCGUCCCUCGGAGCAAGCGUCGAUCCGUUCGCAGCCGCUCGACCACAGCAGAUUGCCGCUCCUGCUAGCAACAACGAAUUCUCCGUGCUGUACUCGACCACCACCACGACGACGGAGGGGGUCCCAACGACUACGAGUCCUAUUGCUACCAACAACUCGAGCCAGCUGCCAGCGGAUGAUCACGAGCGAAAGAGCCGUGGCAAUGCAGCAAGAACUCGUCGUGACAAAUCGCGCGAACUGCGUGUCGGAAGCGCGUCGUCCGAAGCUCGCGGGACUUCCGGGACUUCCAUCGGGAUGAACUCGACGACGACGACGACGACGACGUCGAAAAACCCGGAGCCAGCGUGGAUUGAGGGCUCUGUGGUUGAACCGUCCGAACAAUCUCGCUUGCUCGUCGACCCAUUUCUUCUGAGUCAAUACGGCGAGCGGCCAACUACUUCUACGAGUGUCUCAGGAGCGGAUGCCACCACAUCGCCGACCACCACCACCACCACUACCACCUCCACCAAGUCGCAAAACUUUCAACAAGCAAACACGCCCGGUUCGUUUGUCGACUGGCUCAAUGCUACCAGCUCUCCCGCCACCGCAACAGCGCUACUACCAACAGCAGACCAGAGCGACACGAGUGCAGAAGACUUGUCGCAAGUGGAAAUGCUAUUACAGUUCCAGCAGCAAAUGAAGGAACAGCAGCGGCAGCAUCAGAUUCAUCAGCAGCAAGUCCGACAGUCGUCAACGUCACUGCCCGGCUCGACCGCCAUGAGCCGUUCCCACAGCCAAUCCAAUUUGUUUCAAGCAGCAGAACCCACUGCGUCGGCGCCGCCACCCACCACCAUCAACCAGCUGGAUCCGCAGCAACGCGUCUUUUUCGACUCGAUUCCGGCGCCAGGCACGGCCACGUCGCGCUCGUCGCGCCUCUCGUCACCGCGAGACUCGCGGCCAUCCACGCCGCGAGGAGCAAAGCGAAGACAGAGCGAAGCCGAGUUGGCUCCACAGCAACAACAGGAACACCGUCAGGCGAAUCUUCAACAGCAGUUGCUUAGUAUAACAACCUUUGAAAAUGCAUUCCCAACGACGCGUGGUUCUAUUGUCGAUCCGUUCGCAGUGGACCAAACGCGGUCUGUGGCAGCACCGAGCGCGACCGCCGUUCCCUCGGCGCCCUUCCUUUCCUCUGCUGCCGCUGCAGCCGCUGUUGCUGCUGCUGCUGCUGCUCCUGCUCCUGCUCUUGCCCCAAUUCCUGCGACCACAUCCUUGCCACCAGUAGUUCCCCCUAUCGCCCCGGCCGCCUUUCCAUUCUUGCCGCCGCCGCCUCUGCCGGCUGCUGUUGCUGCUGCGGAUCCAAAUGCGGCCAAUAUGGCCGCAAACCCAAUGUUCGCUGCCAUGGUCGCUGCCGCCACCGCCAGCCCGGCGUUUACCACGUACCUGGCAUACUUCCAGGGCAUGAUGGCCCAGCAGGCUGUCACCGCUGCGGCCACGUCGAGCGCCACGACCUCCGCAGGUGGAUUUCCCGCGAUUCGGCCGGCGCUCCCAGCGUUUUUGGGCGGAAUGCAGCCGGCUGCACCACCUACCGCAAUGGCCACCCCGCUGCCCAGCGGCUCUGCGCGAAAGCGCGAGGUGGAUCCCAACGAGGAUGCUGAGCUGCGGGACAGACGCGAGCGGAACAGUGCCGCCUCGGCGCGGUUUCGUGCCAAGCGGCGCCAAGAGCUGCUUGUUGCCGAGCAGAAGGCUUCGCAGCUUGGCAUUCGGUACAACGAGCUGCAGUCUCGCAUUGCCUGGUUGCGAUCUCAAAAGGAGCAGCUACUGGCAACGCUCGCUGAACUUGGUGGACCCGCCGCCGCUUUGGAGCCCAUCCCUCCAAGGCCUAUUCCCCCGCAACCGUCCGCGACGCCGGUUGCAAUCUCUCGCGCUUGAACGAGCAGAUGAGAGCAUUCAUUGUUAUGCAACAUUGUUAAAAUUUCGUUUCUAC
Molecule: messenger RNA, 2299 nt
Organism: Capsaspora owczarzaki ATCC 30864
Lineage: Eukaryota; Filasterea; Ministeriida; Capsasporidae
Exons: 3
Coding region: 199-2244 (681 amino acids)
Biological process (GO): regulation of DNA-templated transcription
Molecular function (GO): DNA-binding transcription factor activity
Source: RefSeq, a predicted model, not a curated record